This is a messenger RNA of Linum trigynum, 1851 nucleotides long. The record is from the annotation of a GenBank genome assembly. Lineage: Eukaryota; Viridiplantae; Streptophyta; Magnoliopsida; Malpighiales; Linaceae.
UACACAACCUGAACCUGCUCCCCUCCCCAACAUUUUUGCUGCGUUGCUUCUUUACUCCCCUCCCUCUCUCUCUCUCUCUCUCUCUCUAGUUCCCAAUCCAUUCUAGAAAAUGGAGAGGCAGAGAAGUUUUACCGGAAAACCCACCAGAUUCUUGCUCUUCUCUAUCAUCGUCUCCUCUUCUUCCAUCAUGUUCCUCGCAUUUGUUUCGAUCUGGAAGUACAGUUCCAUUCCUUCAGCAAUACAUCAGCAGCAGCAGGAGCCCAGUGUUGCGCUGAAUGCUACUUCUACCCGCCUGGGUAUCGAUUUCUAUCUCAAACCGCUUUCAAACUCCUCUUCAUUCAGUGCCCAUUCCAGAAAACAAAACACCAGUGGGUUCACUCCCAUUUUUUAUGGAGAUGAUGAUUCAGUUGCUAAUUCCGGUCGAAAGACGACGGCUACCAGUGGAGGAAGGGUUGAAGAAGAAAAAGAAGAAGACAAGGACGACGAUGAAGGAGAGGAGAGGAAGCAGAGUGAGAGGCCGAUUUCAACGGAGGGAACUUCUUCUGGGGUUAAAGGCGCAACCCCAGUAGUGAGUGGGAUUGAGAUUUCCGAGACGAAAGUGAUUGGCGCAGCUUCUUCUUCGGUUGUUCGAGAUCGGAAAUGGAGGAAAUGCGACGUCACGAGAGGGAAUUGGGUGUACGAUCCGAGCUAUCCAUUUUACAGCAAUCGGUCGUGUCCUUUCAUCGAUGAAGCUUUCGAUUGUGCCGGGAAUGGAAGGCCCGAUAAUCUUUACACCAAGUGGAGGUGGAAGCCUCUAGACUGUGAGAUUCCAAGGUUCAAUGCGACUAGAAUGCUUGAGCUAAUCCGAGGCAAACGGCUGGUUUUCGUUGGGGAUUCAAUUAACAGGAACCAAUGGGAAUCCAUGCUUUGCAUGCUUAGUGCAGCAUUGAAAGAUGGGUCCAAGGUGUACGAAACCCGCCGGAGGAGGAUUACCAAAAAAGGAGCAACUUACAGCUUCAGAUUUGUCGACUACGGAUGCACGGUGGAGUACUACUUGUCACAUUUCCUGGUGCGCGAGGGAAAAGGAAGAGCAGGGAGGAAGAGAUUCCAGACUCUGCGCUUAGACACCAUGGAUCGCGGCUCCUCGAAAUGGCGAGGAGCUGAUGUUCUCAUCUUCAACUCUGCCCACUGGUGGUCCCAUUCCAAAACCAAAGCUGGGAUCAACUAUUACCAGGAAGGUGACCAAGUGCAUCCGAAGCUCGAUGUUGGGACGGCUUAUAGAAGAGCGAUCGCAACUUGGGGAUCAUGGGUUGAUGAUCAGAUCAGUCCCAGGAAAACUCGAGUUUUCUUUCGCAGUUCAGCGCCUUCUCAUUUCAGGGGAGGGCAAUGGGAUUCAGGAGGGCAUUGCUGGGAAGCCACACGACCUCUUAACCAGACUAUGGGCAUGACCGAUUCCGAGAAGACCAAGUUCAUGGAAGAAAUCAUCAAGAACAUGAAAACUCCAGUGACGUUGUUGGACAUAACUGGGCUGACCGAAUUUCGGAUUGAUGGCCAUCCAUCCUUGUUCGGGAAGAGAGCCGAGAGUCGGCACAGUAACAAGGUUCAAGAUUGUAGCCAUUGGUGUCUUCCUGGAGUUCCGGAUACAUGGAACGAGUUGUUGUACUAUCACUUGCUGUCUAAUACCAAAUCAUAGUUUCCUGUCCAAGUGCAUAUCAGUAAGGAAUGGAUCUUCCAUUGACAAAGCCUAGUGGCUUAUUGAUUGGACACGCACUUAUUCAUGUAUCUAUCGCCUUUUAUUUCUUUCUUUCAUGGCUUCACCCAAUCACCGGGAUGGACGGUACAGCAUGGCCAGAAUAGAAUGCAAUGAUGAAA